Phaeodactylum tricornutum CCAP 1055/1 is the source of this 1137-nucleotide messenger RNA. RefSeq lists its product with no specific name. Lineage: Eukaryota; Bacillariophyta; Bacillariophyceae; Surirellales; Neidiaceae. Gene Ontology annotation, molecular function: sequence-specific DNA binding; DNA-binding transcription factor activity. Gene Ontology annotation, biological process: regulation of DNA-templated transcription. The transcript has 3 exons. The coding region runs from base 64 to 1137 and encodes 357 amino acids. The record is from RefSeq and is a predicted model, not a curated record.
GUUGAACAAUCUGUUUCGACUGGUGAUAGCAAUUGAUUGAUUCCAUACGACUUGAAAAGAAGCAUGCCGCAUACAAAGGAUACAGUCGCAAACUUUCGUAACAUCAACGAGAAUAAAAUGCUGACAUUGGAUAGUGAUGCGGCUGGACAUUCAUCUUCUCUAGCUCCGACCACGACUCGACCGUCGGAAAAGAAGCGUGGACGUCGUGCCAAGGUUGAGCAUCAUUUUCCUGUGCCACCAACUAUAAUCCAGGUGGUCAAAAAGCCUCGAACCUUCACAAAUCAUUCUUACCGUGACUUUUCGAACGUUCCAGUGGAAGGAAAUGAAUCUAAGAAACCGCCUAGCAUUGAUGAUAUGUGCUUUGCAGAAAAAGUUCACGAUAUACUGUCUCAACAAGAGUACAACAAUUACAUUUCUUGGAUGCCUCACGGCCGCGCUUUUCGAGUCACCGUGCCUGCCGCCUUUGAAAAAGAAAUAUGUGAAACGUAUUUUGGACAUAAGCGCUACUCAAGUUUUUUGAGGGAACUGUCAAAUCAUGGGUUUAAGCACAUCAGUCAAGGCUCCGAUCGCAACUGCUACUACCAUGAGUUUAUGUUGCGUGGUCUCCCUCACCUUUGUAAGUACAUGCCGAAGUCCAAGGACGCUCGGCGCUUAAUUGCUGACCCGGAGAAUGAGCCGAACUUCUACGUAGUUACAAAAAACUUCCCUCUUCCUGACGACCCAGCAUUUGGCCAUGACGUUGCGGAAACGGAAUUGGAAGCCAAACAGCACUCCCUCGCAAAGCGACGGCUGUAUGCUGACAAAAUGGACCCGUAUGCAAUGGUGCCGGUUAAGAGAUAUGCUUUGGAUCCGUCUUAUCACUUUGGUCCUUCAGCUACGAGAUUGACUACCAGUCUGAGUGCUUCAACUGGGUAUACCAAUCCGGUUCCUUUACCUUCAACUGCUCCCUAUGCUGGGUUCGAUACUGAUUGCACUGAUGCCAAGAACGCGAUGUUGAAUGCGGCUUUUUUUCAAGCGCAAACGUAUUCUCUAGCAGCCGAGGGGCGAAUCGUUCCGGGUUGUUGCGAUCCGGCUGCAGCACUGGCGGUUUUGAUAGGAUCCGAUAAAACGUUGGACAAUAAACCUGACCUUUCUUGA